UGGCCACUACUUUGCUUAUUCUAGUACAAUUGAGUACUUUAUUUGAAACGCUCAAUGCAACCCUCUAAAACAGCUGUUAAAUUUGUUUACAUUUUUCCGCUUUGCUGCUUGUGGAUCCGUGAAAGUGGAGCAGUCGUAAUUGGGGACAACAUUCCAGUAGCUGUUUUAAGCAUUUCAACCAGAGUUAAAAGUAGCAGCGAAAUAAAAGUUCCACAUCAACCUUUUUUAUUCAAAAUGUUCAUUGAAACAUGCAUAGCUCCUGUGAACAUUGCGCUGAUUAAAUACUGGGGCAAGCGGGAUGAAGAGUUAAUACUGCCCAUCAAUGAUUCGCUCAGCGUGACCCUAAGCACCGAUGAGAUGUGCGCCAAGACAACAAUAGCUGCUUCAGCUUCCUUCAAGUGUCACAUUAUGUGGCUUAAUGGCGAGGAGGUGCCGUUUGAAGAGAAUCCACGUGCCAUGCGCUGUUUAAAGGAGAUACAGCGACUCGCAAUUGCAAAAGGUCAGCUAAAAUUCCCCAUAGACUGGAAGCUUCACAUUGCAUCGCAUAACAAUUUUCCUACAGCUGCUGGCCUGGCAUCUAGCGCUGCGGGUUAUGCAUGCUUAGUACAAACGCUGGCAUUUUUGUAUGGCGUUGAUGGUGAAGAAUUGACGGCAAUAGCGCGGCAGGGCAGUGGGUCAGCAUGCCGUAGUUUAUAUGGCGGCUUUGUACGGUGGCACAUGGGUAACCGUAGUGAUGGCAGUGACUCCCUUGCACUACCUGUAGCUCCGGCUGAACAUUGGCCAGAAUUGCAUAUUUUCAUAUUAGUUGUAAAUGAUGCGCGUAAAAAAACUAGCUCAACCAAGGGCAUGCAGUUUGCUGUGGAAACAUCAGAUCUGAUUGCACAUCGUGCGAAACAUUGCGUGCCAGAACGUAUAGCGGCAUUAAUCCAAGCUAUUGCAAACAGAGAUUUUCAAAAACUGGCUGAAAUCACUAUGCGCGAUUCGAAUCAAUUUCACGCUAUUGCAUUGGAUACGUAUCCGCCAUGUGUGUACAUGAAUGAUGUUUCGCAUGCGAUCGUAGAAUUCGUGCACUCGUACAACAAAGCAGCAGGAGAGAUAAGGCUUGCUUACACUUUUGAUGCAGGGCCCAAUGCUUGUCUGUACGUGUUGGAACGGGACAUAUGCGCUGCGUUGGUGGCCAUCAAAACCAGCUUUCCAAAUGAUGAGGAACAGAGUGUCGAAUAUGUUAAAGGUAUCCCAGUAGGAUGCGACCAGAAGGAGAGUAACGGUUUCAAUGGAAACGCCAGUUUGCCUAUUAAUGACAAGAAUCUCCUUAAAUAUAUUAUUCACACGCGUAUUGGCAAUGGUCCACAACGUCUGGACAAGAACGAAAGCCUUCUAGAUUCAACUCAUGCUCUGCCAGUCGAAAAUUAAAAAAAGAUCUAGCACUUUGAGCUAUCGAUGGGACAAUAAUAGUGCUUAUUCGUGACAAUAACAGUUUAUGGACUAGAAUAUUUUGUAUUUUUGCAACAAUAGUUAUGGUAUAUCAGCGAAUAGUUUACUUGCGAAUAAAUGUAUGUACUUAAGAAAAUAACAUAACACUUUUCUAACCCAAUUGACUAAGUAGACGGAAAUUACUGUAGUAGAAAUAACAUAACAAAUAAGUCGCUAACUUAGAGUGAAAAGUUGCUAAGUCCACUUUUUAUGAAAACUCAUAUUUUGAUACAGGAAGCUUGAGAAAUUAAAA
Messenger RNA from Rhagoletis pomonella (apple maggot), 1726 nucleotides. RefSeq names its product diphosphomevalonate decarboxylase (gene Mvd). The transcript has 5 exons. The record is from RefSeq and is a predicted model, not a curated record. Gene Ontology annotation, biological process: isoprenoid biosynthetic process; isopentenyl diphosphate biosynthetic process, mevalonate pathway. Gene Ontology annotation, cellular component: cytosol. Gene Ontology annotation, molecular function: diphosphomevalonate decarboxylase activity; ATP binding. Bases 55 to 1413 code for a protein of 452 amino acids. Lineage: Eukaryota; Metazoa; Arthropoda; Insecta; Diptera; Tephritidae.